Messenger RNA from Corticium candelabrum, 683 nucleotides. RefSeq names its product 2-C-methyl-D-erythritol 2,4-cyclodiphosphate synthase-like. Gene Ontology annotation, molecular function: 2-C-methyl-D-erythritol 2,4-cyclodiphosphate synthase activity. The coding region runs from base 43 to 528 and encodes 161 amino acids. Gene Ontology annotation, biological process: terpenoid biosynthetic process. Lineage: Eukaryota; Metazoa; Porifera; Homoscleromorpha; Homosclerophorida; Plakinidae. The record is from RefSeq and is a predicted model, not a curated record. The transcript has a single exon.
AUGUAGGCUUUAGCAGCGCUCCCGGAUGCUGGCAAUUGACAAAUGGCUGUCUGUCGUGUUGGACUGGGCUACGACAUCCAUAAACUGGUUCCAGGAAGAAGACUGCUUUUAGGAGGGGUUGCUAUUGAAAGUGACGUUGGACUGGACGGUCACAGUGAUGCUGAUGCACUUCUUCAUUCCAUCACUGACGCCAUAUUGGGAGCUUGUGGAGAGCCAGACAUUGGAGAGAUAUUUCCUUCGUCAGAUGACAAAUGGAAGGGCGCUUCUUCCGUUAUCUUUGUCAAUGAAGCCGUUCAAAGAGCAUCACAGAAAAACCUAGCAAUACAAAAUGUCGACAGUGUAAUCAUUGCUGAGAGACCAAAGCUGAGGCCUUGGAAAGAAAGUAUUAGAAGAAAUAUAGCUGAAAUAUUAGGAAUAGGUAUUGAUUGUGUCGGCAUAAAGGCAAAGUCAAGUGAAGGUAUGGGGCCUGUUGGAGAAGGCAAGGCUAUUGAAGCUCGCACAGUUGUCCUCCUGAGUAGCAGAGUUUGAUGCCAUACUCUGUGAUGAUUGAUGAUAAAGUAUACAUGGCAAGUUGAGAUUGUUUAGACAGACUACGCAUUACUACCAGAUUUUGAUGUUAGCCGUUGCAAUGAAAUGUUUAUUAGCUUUAUAGAAAUAUUUUAAUAAUUAGCGAGUUGCAUACA